This is a messenger RNA of Aspergillus niger, 1284 nucleotides long. RefSeq lists its product as uncharacterized. The record is from RefSeq and is a predicted model, not a curated record. Gene Ontology annotation, biological process: transmembrane transport. The transcript has 2 exons. Gene Ontology annotation, cellular component: fungal-type vacuole membrane. NCBI's taxonomy places the organism in Eukaryota, Fungi, Ascomycota, Eurotiomycetes, Eurotiales, Aspergillaceae. Bases 1 to 1284 code for a protein of 427 amino acids. Gene Ontology annotation, molecular function: transmembrane transporter activity.
AUGGUCAGAUUUUCAGACGAGGAGGUGAUUCCUAACGAAAAACCCCAUAAUACAAACGGCACCUUCCCCUCACUCGCCCUCCCACCCAUCGACCACGGUAAAGAUGCCUGGUUCUUUCUGGCCGCCUGCUUCGUCAUGGAAGCCCUAGUCUGGGGGUUCGCCUUCACCUACGGUGUCUUCCAAGACUAUUACAGCACACUGCCCAUGUUCCAGAACUCCAAUAACAUUGCCAUCAUCGGAACAUGCGCCAUGCGUCUGGGCUGCGCCCUCGGUGUCCUAACAAUGUGUCUCUCUCUGGGCCUCUCCUCCCUGUCCACAACCACCACUCACCUGAUCAUCUCCCAAGGCAUCUUCUACGCCAUCGGCGGAAGCGUCGCCUACUCGCCAUGCAUCCUCCUAAUGGAAGACUGGUUCGACCAACGCCGGGGCUUUGCCUUCGGCGUCAUGUGGGCCGGCACCGGUUUAGGCGGCGCGGUCCUCCCCAUCGUUAUGGAAACGCUACUCGAUCGAUACGGGUUCCGGAUAGCGUUAAGAGGGUUCGCAGUUGUGUUAUUCGUGCUUACGGCCCCGUUGGUAUGGUUCGUCAAGCCUAGAGUGCCGCCUGCACUGCGGAGUACCGGAGUGGACGGCGUAGUACAGCAGCAAGCACCAAGGCCGCGACUCAAGGAAAUCCGAUUCCUCUGGACUUCAGGAACAUUCCUCCUCUUUGAGCUGUUCAACAUGAUCGAAGCAGUGGGGUACUUCCUCCCGUCUAUCUACCUUCCCUCGUACGCAAGAGCCAUCGGCGUUCCAUCAGGAAGCUUGGAAGCUCUCACAGUGAUAUUAUUCAACGUUGCGUCUGUAGUAGGGUGCGUAGUCAUGGGCGCCAUUAUCGACCGAUGGGACGUGACGACCUGCAUUCUGGUCUCGACUGUGGGAUCAACGAUAGGUGUGUUUCUCAUCUGGGGAUUUAGCGUCUCGCUGGGUCCGCUGUUUGUGUUCGCUAUCGUGUAUGGGCUGUUUGCGGGCUCGUAUACGAGUACUUGGCCCGGGAUCAUGAGGGAGGUGGUCAGGAAGGAUGGUGCCGCCGAGUCGAGUAUGGUGUUUGCUUGUUUGGCGGCUGGUAGGGGCGUCGGGAAUAUUGUUUCAGGCCCGUUGAGUGAGGCGUUAUUGGAGGGGAUGCCAUGGGCUGGAGAGUUGGGGUUUGGGUUUGGGACCGGGUAUGGGAGUUUGAUUGUCUUCACGGGGGUGACGGGGUUGGUUGGGGGUGGGAGUUGGGUUGUUAGGAGGGCGGGGUGGCUGUGA